UGAGGACGGUGCUGCAGUUCUGCAGGUUUCUGUAAAACUGGACAAACGGCAUGAAUCAGCUCAGCGGUGAAGUCGGUUUAACUGCGGAUUGAAACAAUUUUAACUUUAACUCUGAGUUAAAGCCUUACAGACCUGAUUCAGAUUCAUUUUUUAAAACUUUUCCAGAUAUUUUGGAACAUGUAAGGUUUUCUUCAGCAUGUUGGCUUGGAGACGGCAGGUUGAACUGGACCAGUCACAGCUGGAAAAUGACUUCAUACCCUGUGACAUAAGUGAGUAUCGCACAGUCUAGACAUGUUGCAACCAUGACGUCUGAGGAGAAACCGCAACAGUGGUGGAGCUUCGCCACUCUGUUUCCAUGGUGCUACAGAGGACAUGACCAACAACCAACGUCCCCUGAAAAUGCCAUGCCGAUGCAGGUCUUGGAGCCCAUGCCUCCCCCCCAGGAGGUGGACUCCCGGUUUACUGAACUGGUGAAUGAACUGGGGCUCUCAGAGCAGAAGAAAGCAGCCAUGUUUGCUUUGCCAACAAAAAAGAAGUGGGAGAUUUACUGUUUCAAUAAAAACGAUGCAGCUGUGGAAAGAGGAGCAACCAGCUGGCCUCAGUAUUACAUAGACCAGCUCAACUCCAUGGCCGUCAUAAAGCCUGUGCUGGCAUCGGAAGAAGAAGAGCAAGUCAGGCUAAAACAGGUUAAUGGUCUGAAAACAGCGCUGCGGACUCAGCCAAUAAGUUUUGUGACCGGCUUCCUUGACCAGGAUGGCCUCUCCUGCAUCCUUAACUUUCUCAAGUCCAUGGACUAUGAAACGGCUGAAUCCCAGAUCCACACGUCUCUGAUCGGCUGCAUCAAGGCCCUGAUGAAUGGCUCUGAGGGCAGAACCCAUGUCCUGGAACACCCAGAGAGCAUCAACAUCGUCGCUCAAAGCCUAGCUGCAGAAAACAUCAAAACCAAGGUGGCUGUUUUGGAGAUCCUUGGCGCUGUGUGUUUGGUUCCAGGAGGCCAUAAGAAGGUCCUGGAGGCCAUGGUCCACUACCAGACGUUUGCCUCAGAGAGGACUCGCUUCCAGAACCUGAUGAUCGACUUGGACCGGUCCACAUGGCGCCACAGGGACGACGUCAGCCUGAAGACGGCCAUCAUGUCCUUCAUCAAUGCAGUUCUCACUCAGGGAGCAGGAGAGAACAAUCUGAACUUCCGGAUUCAUCUGCGCUACGAGUUCCUGAUGUUGGGCAUCCAACCGAUCCUGGAUAAGCUCCGGUCCCGGGAGAACAGCACCCUGGACAAGCACAUGAACUUUUUUGAGGAGUCCAGGAUUGAAGAUGAAGCUGAGAUUGCUAAACGCUUUAAAACUACCCACAUCGACACUAAGAGUGCGAGCCAGAUGUUUGACGUGAUCAAGAGCAAACUGAGCCACACUGAAGCUUACCCUCAUUUACUGUCUGCUCUGCAGCACUGCCUCAUCAUGCCAUAUAAUAACAGCAGGAUGUCGGUUCAGUACUGGGUGCUGUUGGACCGGAUCAUUCAGCAGAUGGUUCUGCAGUCGGAUAAAGGCGAAGAUCCAGAUGUGGCACCGCUGGGGGAUUUCAACAUGAAGAAUGUUCUGAGCAUGCUGAUGAAGGAAAACGAGAUGAAACGGUGGAAAGAAGAAGCAGAUGAAAUGCGAAAAGAGCAUCAGAAGCUGCAGCAAAGCCUUGAGAAGAAAGAGAGGGAGUGUGAAAUCAAGAACAGCGAAAGAGAGGAGUUGUUUGAGAUGCUGAAAAAGGUGAAAACCAAGCUGGAGCGAGAGAGCGACGAGCACAAACGAACAAAGCAACAAGUGGAGGAGCUGAACACUCGACUGCAGCAGCUCAGCUCUAGCUCAAGCAUUCCAGGAGGACCUCCAAUCACCCCUGGUGGCUUCGUUUCACCUGUUUCCACCCCCACUGCUCCUGGUCCUGCUCCUCCUCCACCUCCUCCUGGAGUGCCUCCACCUCCAGCUCCUCCUCCUCCUCCUGCACCAGGACUUACUUUAGGGAUGACAGAGAAGAAGAAGAACAUCCCUCAACCGUCCAGCCCACUGAAGUCCUUCAACUGGAGCAAAUUACCGGAGGCUAAGAUAACAGGAACCAUCUGGAAAGAAAUCGACGAUAAAGAUGUGUUCAAAGUUCUGGAUCUGCAGGAGUUUCAGAAGAGUUUCUCAGCUUACCAGCGAUCAGCGAAAGAAACUGGUGACACUGAGUCUGUUAAAAAAGUCAAGGAGUUGUCAGUGAUCGACGGGCGCCGAGCGCAGAAUUGCAACAUCCUGUUGUCAAAGCUGAAGAUGACCAACGAGGAGAUCUGCCAGGCCGUCAUGAGCAUGGAUGAUCAGCAGGAGUUGCCCAAAGACAUGUUGGAGCAGCUGUUGAAGUUUGUCCCUGAGAAGAGUGACAUUGACCUUUUAGAGGAACACAAACACGAGCUGGAGCGCAUGGCCAAAGCCGACCGCUUCCUGUUUGACAUGAGCAGAAUCGACCACUACCAGCAGAGACUCCAGGCUCUUCACUUCAAGAAGAAGUUCAAUGACCGAAUGGCCGAAGUCCAGCCUAAGAUUGAAGCUCUCAAGCUCGCCUCCUCUGAGGUGAUCCAGAGCCAGGCGCUCCGUCAGCUCCUGCAGGUGGUUCUGGCUUUCGGGAACUACAUGAACAAAGGACAACGAGGAAACGCCUAUGGGUUCAAAGUUUCCAGCCUCAACAAGAUGGUUGACACCAAGUCCAGCAUUGACAGAAACAUCACUCUGCUGCACUACAUGAUCACUGUGCUGGAGAAAAAGUUUCCUACAGCCGCAUCUUUCAGCAAAGAGCUGCAGAAUGUCCCAGAAGCUGCUAAAGUCAACAUGACGGAGUUGGAGAAGGAAAUAAACACUCUGCGUUCUGGUCUGAAGAGCAUUGAAGCAGAGCUGCAGUACCAGCAGAAACAGUCUUCCCAGCGUCCAGUGGAUAAGUUUGUGUCUGUGGUCAGUCAGUUCAUCACCAUGGCUUCCCUCAACUUCUCAGACGUAGAAGAUUCUUUGCAAGAAGCCAAAGAUCUGUUUGUAAAAGCGCUGACGCACUUUGGAGAGGAUCCGUCCAAACAGCAGCCGGACGACUUCUUUGGGAUCUUCAACACUUUCCUGUUGGCGUACUCUGAAGCCCGGCAGGAUAACGAGGACAUGGCCCGGCGGCAGGAGGAGGAGGAGAAACGGGCCCUGGCGGAGGCUCAGAAGAAGAAGGAACGGGAGCAGAGGAUGAGGAAGGCCACGUCAGUCGAGAAGGAGGAAGGAGGAGAGUUCGAUGACCUGGUGUCCGCGCUGCGAUCCGGAGAGGUCUUUGAGAAAAAAGGGGCCAAAGACAAAAAAAGACAAAGAUCGACCAUCAGCCAGUACCAGGACAGGUAGUAACUGGGUUAACUGGGACUGAGGUGGAACCAGUGUCUUGACUAACAACCAGUAACUGACUCGCUGAGACAGGAGCUGAAGUAGAAACAGUUCAUAACCAGGACGGAUUCACUGGAACCGAACCAGUUGGUAACCACCAGCAUCUUACUGGGACUGGACUGGACCAGUACCAGUUGGUAACCACCAGCAUCUUACUGGGACUGGGCUGGAGCAGAACCAGUUUGUAACCAUCCGGAAUCUUACUGGGACUGGAACAUAGUGUUCUUCAGAACCAGCUCACCGGUGUGUCCAUGGUUUCACCCUGAAGAAAUGGUUUUGCUUGAAAGGCAAAACAUUUCAAUGGAGAAAAUAAAAACUCCAUUUUGUUUGUUUCUAAAAAAAACAAAAAAAACAUUCUGGGCCAUUUUAAUGUAACUAAAUUUCUUCACAUUUCACCUUCGAACGAACCCAGGAAGAGCUGAAACAUUCCCAUCACAUCUGAUAUUAUCUGAGACCAGUUAAAGCUGCAGUACGUAACUUUUAUAUACAAAUGUCUUUAUUUUAUUUUAUUUUUUUACAUAUUUCUUAAAGAU
Messenger RNA from Poecilia reticulata (guppy), 3955 nucleotides. RefSeq names its product disheveled-associated activator of morphogenesis 1-like. Gene Ontology annotation, cellular component: stress fiber. Gene Ontology annotation, biological process: actin cytoskeleton organization. The record is from RefSeq and is a predicted model, not a curated record. Gene Ontology annotation, molecular function: small GTPase binding; actin binding. NCBI's taxonomy places the organism in Eukaryota, Metazoa, Chordata, Actinopteri, Cyprinodontiformes, Poeciliidae.